Molecule: messenger RNA, 249 nt
Organism: Amoebophrya sp. A120
Lineage: Eukaryota; Dinophyceae; Syndiniales; Amoebophryaceae
Source: the annotation of a GenBank genome assembly
GUGGAAAACUUGCGGAAAAGUACGACGCUUUCGUUUUUUGCUCCUUGGGCAUGAAUGGCACAGAUGCCAAAGCACGGGCGACAGCCAGCCGAGUCACCCAUUUGAAUGGUAAGGAUCAGAAGAAAGAGUAUAGCAACUGGCGGAAAGAGCAGGGGGUAACCGGCGUUACAAGAAGAAAGCUCAUCGUGACGACACUAGACUCGUUCGGCGAACUGCGUAAGAUUGCGGCCGAUGUCGGCGAUAAGUGGG